CGCCACAAUAACCAUGACAGCAGUCACUUAGUCACCACCACCCCAACCCACACAACCAAAUUUGGCGCCAAAAUCUCCACAUUCAGCAGCUUCAAUCUCAUAUUUAGAAUUUCCAUUUCUAAAUCAAAUCAAAAUCUAGCCGGAAAUGGAGGCGUUCGGCGGCUACUUCACCGACGUGAAAGCAGAGCGAGUGGAGAACAUAUUCCUCGAAUUUCUCCAAAGCUUUAAAUUUGAUGUGAGGAAUAGUAUGGAAGAAGAUUCGUAUCAGGCACAAAUUGAGACGAUGAAAGAAAAUGAAUCAACUACUAUGUUUAUCGAUUUUUCGCACGUUAUGCGUUACAAUGAUAUUCUCCAGAAAGCCAUCUCCGAUGAGUAUUUGAGGUUUGAGCCGUAUUUAAAGAAUGCGUGCAAACGGUUCGUGAUGGAGCUGAAUCCUACUUUUAUAUCUGAUGAUAACCCUAAUAAGGAUAUUAAUGUUGCCUUCUAUAACAUCCCCUUCACUAAGAGGUUAAGAGAGCUUAAUACAGCAGAAGUUGGUAAAUUGGUGUCUGUGUCGGGAGUUGUGACACGGACUAGCGAGGUAAGGCCUGAGCUUUUACAAGGAACGUUCAGGUGCUUGGAAUGUGGUGGUGUCAUCAAGAAUGUUGAGCAGCAAUUCAAAUAUACUGAGCCUAUCAUUUGUGUGAAUCCCACUUGCAGUAAUAGAGGAAAGUGGGCAUUGCUUAAACAAGAGAGUAAAUUUGCUGAUUGGCAGAGGGUCAGAAUGCAGGAAACUUCCAAAGAGAUUCCUGCAGGCUCCCUUCCUAGAUCUCUGGAUGUUAUACUUCGUCAUGAUAUUGUGGAACAGGCUAGAGCUGGUGACACGGUCAUUUUCACCGGUUCUGUGGUUGUAAUACCAGAUAUAAUGGCUUUAGCAUCCCCGGGAGAGAGAUCCGAGUGUCGUCGAGAAGCUCCCCAGAGAAAGAAUGCCUCUGGUGGACAAGAAGGUGUGAGGGGUCUGAAAGCACUCGGAGUGAGAGACCUCUCCUAUCGUCUUGCAUUUAUUGCCAACUCAGUGCAGAUUUGUGAUGGUAGAAGGGAUAAUGACAUCAGAAAUAGAAAGAAGGACGUUGAUGAGGAUGACACCCAGCAGUUCACAGAUGAGGAGAGAGAUGAAAUCCAAAGAAUGAGAAAUACUCCUGAUUUCUUUAACAAGCUGGUUGAUAGCAUAUCUCCAGCUGUUUUUGGUCACCAAGACAUCAAGCGAGCAAUUCUUCUUAUGCUCUUGGGUGGUGUCCACAAGUUCACUCAUGAGGGCAUCAACCUUAGAGGUGACAUCAAUGUUUGUAUUGUUGGAGAUCCCAGCUGUGCAAAGUCCCAGUUUCUCAAGUACACUGCAGGUAUAGUCCCUAGAUCUGUCUAUACAUCUGGCAAGUCCUCAUCUGCUGCUGGAUUAACAGCAACAGUUGCGAAAGAACCAGAAACUGGGGAGUUUUGUAUUGAGGCUGGUGCAUUGAUGCUGGCUGACAAUGGCAUUUGUUGCAUUGAUGAAUUUGACAAGAUGGACGUCAAAGACCAGGUGGCAAUUCAUGAAGCCAUGGAACAGCAGACAAUAAGCAUCACUAAAGCAGGUAUACAAGCAACACUAAAUGCUCGAACAUCAAUCUUAGCUGCUGCUAACCCUGCAGGAGGACGAUAUGAUAAAACUAAACCACUGAAGUACAACGUGGCUCUUCCUCCUGCAAUUCUUUCAAGAUUUGAUCUAGUAUAUGUGAUGAUUGAUGACCCAGACGAUCAAGUUGAUUACCACAUUGCUCAUCACAUAGUAAGAGUUCAUCAGAAGCAUGAAGAAGCACUUGCUCCUGCAUUCACAACUGCUCAAAUAAAACGUUACAUUGCAUAUGCAAAAACUUUGAAACCAAAGCUCGAUUCUGAAGCAAGAAAACUAUUGGUGGAUUCUUAUGUUGUUCUUCGGAAAGGUGAUACAGCACCAGGUAGUAGAGUUGCUUAUCGCAUGACAGUUAGACAGCUGGAGGCAUUAAUCAGGCUCUCAGAAGCCAUUGCCCGAAGUCAUCUGGACAAAAAGAAAGAAAUUAUUUCGUCCAAUGUUGGAGAAACCUCAGAAGCGAGCAUUUCAACGACAAGAAUCAUUUCGUCCAAUGUUGCGGAUUAUGAGAACCGUAAAACAGUUCAUGGUAGGAUUGAAUAUUAUUGUUCCUAUAAGAAAGAUGUUGGCUGCGGGGUUCAUGCAGCAGAGCUUUCAAUGCGAUCAUGGGUAGAUGGAAAAGAUGGAGUGAAAACCAUUUCUUGCUCUUUUCUAGAUUUUUCCAGUAAGGAUACGGCACAUUAUAACUCGUUGGUAGCAAAAUGUCUAGGCGAUCAUGCCGUGACAGUGCAUUUAGUGCAUGAGGGCUCGGUGAUAUUGGAUGAGGUGGAGUGUGAUUUGAGGGACUGGUAUACAAGGGUCUGUAAUUCUCUGACAGCUGAAGAUGAAAGUUCAUGGUUGACAUUUAUUGAGGACGAUGUAAAAAAGAUAUUCAAGUUUAUGCAAUAACUAUUUAAUAAUUUACAUUAUUGCUAUGAUAAUUUGCUAACUUUUUAAAUUUGCAGUGGAAUCUUCAAGUCCUUAACCUUAUUAUAUCAUUUCAAUGUCCAUGGAAAUUGGAUUAAUGGGAUAUCUAUUGGUAAAGGUACUCUUAAUGAGAAAGUAUAUAAUAUGAAGUUAGUAAGUGGUACGUAUAUCUUGAUGAAUUAAUUUAUUUUUUAUUUGGAAUAGUUAAUAACUAUUUAUUUUUUGUUAUAUAAAGCAGAAUGUUUGAGUUAUUUAGAUGAUUUUGAUGAUUUGUUUAAGAUCGUUCUUGCUGUCUUGAAAAGAAAGUAUUCACUCGAUUCACCAUCCUGGUCGUCACACCCUUUAAAUUGCUUUCUUUUCAAGACAGCAAGAACGAUCUUAAACAAAUCAUCGAAAUCAUCUAAAUAACUCCAACAUUCUGCUUUAUAUAACAAAAAAUAAAUAGUUAUUAACUAUUCCAAAUAAAAAAUAAAUUAAUUCAUCAAGAUAUACGUACCACUUACUAACUUCAUACUAUAUACUUUCCCAUUAAGAGUACCUUUACCAAUAGAUAUCCCAUUAAUCCAAUUUCCAUGGACAUUGGAAUGAUAUAAUAAGGUUAAGGACUUGAAGAUUCCACUGCAAAUUUAAAAAGUUAGCAAAUUAUCAUAGCAAUAAUGUAAAUUAUUAAAUAGUUAUUGCAUAAACCUGAAUAUCUUUUUUACAUCGUCCUCAAUAAAUGUCAACCAUGAACUUUCAUCUUCAGCUGUCAGAGAAUUACAGACCCUUGUAUACCAGUCCCUCAAAUCACACUUCACCUCAUCCAAUAUCACCGAGCCCUCAUGCACUAAAUGCACUGUCACGGCAUGAUCGCCUAGACAUUUUGCUACCAACGAGUUAUAAUGUGCCGUAUCCUUACUGGAAAAAUCUAGAAAAGAGCAAGAAAUGGUUUUCACUCCAUCUUUUCCAUCUACCCAUGAUCGCAUUAAAAGCUCUGCUGCAUGAACCCCGCAGCCAACAUCUUUCUUAUAGGAACAAUAAUAUUCAAUCCUACCAUGAACUGUCUGAGAAUAAAGGUAAAUAAGUCCCAAAAGAAGUAAAUUAAAUGGUCACAUAACAAGCAGCAGAAAUAUAUAUUUUCUGUUUAUUAGUUGAAGUCCGACCGAACAUGUAAAGUUCACUAAAAAUACACCAAACUCAAUUUAAAUUAAGGAAACACAGCAAAUUAUACCACAAGAAUGCUGGAACUGCUUGCUUUACAGUUCUCAUAAUCCGCAACAUUGGACGAAAUGAUUCUUGUCGUUGAAAUGCUCGCUUCUGAGGUUUCUCCAACUUUGGACGAAAUAAUUUCUUUUUGCAAUACAGAACAUAGAUUUUCUUUUUAUUAGUAGAAGUGUUUAAAAAUCGGCACAAAAGAAAAGCACGGACAGUUUUAACUUAAUGUAAUAGAAGAAUAUACAGCAACUUAUACCACAAGAGUGCUGGAACUGCUUGCUUUACGGUUCUCAUAAUCCGCAACAUUGGACGAAAUGAUUCUUGUCGUUGAAAUGCUCGCUUCUGAGGUUUCUCCAACAUUGGACGAAAUAAUUUCUUUCUGCAAUACAGAACAUAGAUUUUCUUUUUAUUAGUAGAAGUGUUUAAAAAUCGGCACAAAAGAAAAGCACGGACAGUUUUAACUCAAUGUAAUAGAAGAAUAUACAGCAACUUAUACCUUCACAUCGCUGGAAUUUUCGGCUGAUUUGCUAACCGUCUUUUCUUUUUUC
Mercurialis annua (annual mercury) is the source of this 4293-nucleotide messenger RNA. RefSeq names its product DNA replication licensing factor MCM6-like. NCBI's taxonomy places the organism in Eukaryota, Viridiplantae, Streptophyta, Magnoliopsida, Malpighiales, Euphorbiaceae. Gene Ontology annotation, biological process: double-strand break repair via break-induced replication; DNA replication initiation; mitotic DNA replication. Bases 146 to 2533 code for a protein of 795 amino acids. Gene Ontology annotation, cellular component: nucleus; MCM complex. The record is from RefSeq and is a predicted model, not a curated record. Gene Ontology annotation, molecular function: ATP binding; single-stranded 3'-5' DNA helicase activity; single-stranded DNA binding. The transcript is spliced from 15 exons.